GAGGUGAAGUUUUCAGUCCCACUAAAAUAGGCCACCGUUUUGGUCGUUUGGAUGUGAGUUUGAGCAUACAUUCAUCUCUUUUCCAGCAAAUCAAUCACAAAAUCCUGAUCCGAGUGCGUUCACCAAGUGAUGUGGCAUAGCUGAUACGGGACUAAAUCAUUCAAAAUGAUCGAUUCUUUGCUGGAUCUACGCUCGGUCAAUCUGAUCAAUUUUCUGUUCGUGCAGCUGAUUGUGAUUAUUGUGGUGCUGGGCGGUUUGAUUGCCACCAUAGAAAAGUAUUUGCCAACCGCAAUCAGGCAAACGUUCCGCUACGGGAAACAUGCUCUCAAGGGACCCCAAGACCGUUUGGUGUCCCUGUUGGAAGUGCCGAAGUCAUGGUUCAAGCACUUCUACGUGUUUGCUGCCGUUUGGUCCACGGCAGGGUUCUACUUCAUGGCGAGCAAUUACUUCGCUGGACAACCUGCACCCAGCUAUGUGAUUGACUUCCUCGACAUUAUGGCCACCACGAAGCGAACUGCUAGAACCACUCCCACCGAAACAAUGGUAGCCAUCACCCUAAUAACGCUACAAUGCUGGCGAAGGUUUUACGAAACUUGGUUCGUUCAGGUGUUUUCCAACAAGCUGAAAAUGAAUCUGUCCGCCUAUCUGGUGGGAUACAUCCACUACUUUGGCACGGUAGUCGUUAUCCUUUCGCAAGCCGAAGGAUUCAUACGUUCGGAUGGCCUCCCACUGCCAUACAGGUUCGAGCUGACCCCCCGGCUAGCCUUCUGGACCGGGGUGUUCUUCUACGCCUGGCGCUACCAGUUCCAGUCGAAUCUGAUUCUGGCCAACCUGCGGAAAGACCGCACCGGAAAGGUGACCAACCAGAAGCACUCCAUACCGCGGGGUGGGUACUUCGAGCUGGUGUCGUCACCGCAUAUGUUCUUCGAGAUUGUGAUGUACGUUGCCCUGUAUGCAAUUACGGCGAGGAACACGUCUGCGGUGUACGUGCUUGCAUGGGUGCUAUCCAAUCAGACGAUGAAUGCAUGGCUGACGCACCAAUGGUAUCGGGAGAAUUUCGCUGACUAUCCGGCCCGGAGACGUGCCGUGUUUCCUCAUGUGUUGUGAUUGUGCGGGCGGCGAGGGACGCGUGGCUGAUGGGUUUACCCGGUUCGAAACGGAUGUUUUCCUCUCUGGGGUGGAAGGAAGAAGGUAAUGUGGGGUUUUACGAUUCAACGCAAAUUGUUUCGCUUGCGGAUGGUUUCUUGUGCCGGCGUUGCUUCAUGGGUUCGGUAUUUGCAUUGGCAAAGUGUGUGCUGUUUGUUUCUUGUUGUGAUGGAUCGAGCUGUUUGCAGAGUACUACGCAGCAUAAUGUACUUCAAAUACAUUGGGAAAUUGCAACACUAUUAUAAGUUUUUUUGUAAUCAAAAUUGAACCACAUUUUUAGAUAAUCUAACUUGAUUCCACACAUCGUGAAAAUGGUAGAAUUUUUUAGAAAUCAACCAAAGUUUACCUGAUUUUUUAUUAAAUAAAAAAUCUUCUUUAGCUUAGUGAAUUUUAGAAAUUUCCAUCGGUGUUAGAACAUUAACAAAAUAUUAGUUAAUUUUCCGUAAAAUUCUAUGAAUGCCUUUAUAAAAUGCAAAUACUACAAAAAAUCUGGAGUAACACUUGUGCUUGAAAUAUUUCGUUUUUGCAAGAAACGUUCAUACAUUGUCAUACAGUUCCACCCUAGAACACAAAUACAGAGUUUUAAUGAACAUUUUUAUAAUUUAUUUAAAGUAAUUUUACUGGGAUGUUGAUACUGCCUCGAUGAAUUAGUUUUAUUUAUUAUGCAAUUAAAACAUAAAAAA
This is a messenger RNA of Aedes aegypti (yellow fever mosquito), 1829 nucleotides long. Its product is annotated as polyprenol reductase-like. Gene Ontology annotation, cellular component: endoplasmic reticulum. Gene Ontology annotation, molecular function: 3-oxo-5-alpha-steroid 4-dehydrogenase activity. Gene Ontology annotation, biological process: dolichol-linked oligosaccharide biosynthetic process; polyprenol catabolic process. The record is from RefSeq and is a predicted model, not a curated record. NCBI's taxonomy places the organism in Eukaryota, Metazoa, Arthropoda, Insecta, Diptera, Culicidae.